Molecule: messenger RNA, 1790 nt
Organism: Poecile atricapillus (Black-capped chickadee)
Lineage: Eukaryota; Metazoa; Chordata; Aves; Passeriformes; Paridae
Exons: 7
Coding region: 1-1545 (514 amino acids)
Cellular component (GO): intracellular anatomical structure
Source: RefSeq, a predicted model, not a curated record
AUGGCAGGGCACGGCGCCAGCCUGCUCCUGCUCCUCGGGAUCCUGCCAGGUAGGAUCGCGGCUCCCGGGAGAUGCUCCGAGCCCCGGGAUGGAGCGAGGGGAGCGCCCCGUGGUCACCUGCGGGCACCUGCGGGCUCCCGCGGCCACCUGCGGGCUCCUGCGGGCUCCUGCGGCCACCUGCGGGCUCCUGCGGCCACCUGCGGCCACCUGCGGGCUCCCGCGGCCACCCGCGGCCACCUGCGGGCUCCUGCGGGCUCCCGCGGCCACCUGCGGGCUCCUGCGGGCUCCCGCGGCCACCUGCGGGCUCCUGUGCUGGCCAGGGCAGGGGGCAUCGAGUUCCGCGUGUGGCCGGGGCUGCCAGGGGGUGACAGCGGCGAGGGGACCGGGACACGCCCGCGACAUCCCCGCGACAUCCCCGCGACAUCCCCGCGGGAGCCCGAUGUGGGAGAUGCCACCCGCGGACAAUGCCGUUUUGGGGGUGAAAAUGCCGGUUUUGGAGGUGACAGCGCCGUUUCAGGGGCUGACGGUGCCGUUCUGUCCCCAGCUCUCCUCGUGGCCGUCAGGAUCAACGGCAACGGCCGGGAGGUUCUGUACCUGGCCAAGGGCGACUCGGUCAAACUGGGCUGUCCCUAUGUCCUGGAGCCCGAGGACAACGGUCCCCAGGGCGUGGGCAUCGAGUGGAUCCAGAUCACGCCCGAGAGACCCAGCCCCGAGAAUGUGUUCCUGUCCUACCAGGACCACCACGUGAACUACGGCAGCGGCUCGGGGCUGCAGGACCGCGUGGCCUUCGUGCAGACGGACCCGGGCCAGCGCGACGCCUCCAUCCGCCUGGCCGACCUGCAGGAGAGCGACACCGGCACCUACCAGUGCCGCGUCAAGAAGAACACGGUGGCCGUGCACGAGGUCAUUGUCACCGUGCAAGAGAAGCCGGCGGCCCCGCAGUGCUGGAGCGAGGGGGAGCUGAUCGAGGGGGGCUCGGUGCUGCUGCGCUGCUUCAGCCGGGGGGGCACCGCGCCCCUCUCCUACCAAUGGGCAAAGCUGGCCGAGGGCUACGGGGGGGGGCGCCUGCCCUCGGGUACCCUGCAAGGCCGUGCUCCCGGUGACCUCCUGAUCCGCAGCCUGACCGGGGCCCACGCUGGCACCUACCAGUGCCGUGUCACCAACCGCGUGGGGUACUCGGUGUGCCAGCUCAACCUGAGCCCCGGCACCCGGUGUGUCCCCGCGGCAGGCGGGCGCCAGGCCGGCAUCAUCGUGGGCUCCAUCCUCGGCUCCCUCCUCCUCCUCAGCCUCCUGGGGCUGCUCAUCUGGGCUCUGAUCGCCCGCUACCAGCGCAAGGAGUGCCAGCGGGCCUGCAGCGACUGCAGGAGCAGCACGGGUGGCACCAUGCCCCGGGGCUGUGCCACCUGCGGCCACCACUCGUACUCGCCCCAUGGCAUCAGCUACAUGCAGUGCCAGCAGUGCCAGCACGGCGACAGCGACGAGAGAGCGGCAGCGCUGCUCUGCAACGAGGGCAUCCGCCACCAGGUCACCUGUCCCGGCCUGUGACACCGCCACCAGGGUCACCUGUCCCCGCCUGUGACACCGCGACAGCGACAGCGACAGCGACAGCGACACACACACAGAGAGAGAGCAACGGAAAGGGAUGGGAGGAGCGGUUCCUGCUGCUCGAAACUGCAUAAAAGAGAUAAAAAUGGAUCAAAAUCGCACGAUAUUCCAAAGAAAAAAUGCUCUAAAUGACAAAAAAAUGGUCAAAAUGGCACCAAAUUGUAUAAAAAAAUUGGAAUUUUAUA